AGGAAGCACAUGGCCACCAUGUCCAAGAUCCUUAACUUAAAAGACAAUGAAAUGGAUAAUCUGGCAGACUUCCUUGGCCAUGAUAUUCGAGUGCAUCGCGAAUAUUACAGACUGCCUGAAGGGACGUUACAGCUGGCCAAGAUAAGCAAAGUCCUUAUGGCCAUGGAACGAGGGCAGCUGUCAGAUUUCAAAGGAAGAAAUCUUGACGAAAUAAACAUUGAUCCACAAGAGAACGUAGCUGUUGACAGUGAUGCAUCAAACAGUGAAGAUGAGGAAAACACGAGUGUGACAGAUGCUGCGUCAUCUGCUGCACUCUCAUCUGCUUCACUCUUAUCGACAAAAUCUUCAGGGGCAUCACAAACCACAAGAAGGAAGUGGACUGAAGCAGAAAUAAAGGCUGUGGAGAAGACUCUAAUGGAGUACAUCAGCUCUGGAAAGGUUCCUGGGAAGGCGGCAGAGUGUCUCAAAUGUAUUGAGACUUCACCAUUAGCAUUGAAAGAGAGACGUUGGGAGGGAGUUAAAUUUUACGUGAAAAACCGAAUUGAUGCUUUAAAGCGAGAGUCAGUGAAAAGAAGGUAAGAAGCUAAUGUCAAACAAAU
Molecule: messenger RNA, 599 nt
Organism: Neolamprologus brichardi
Lineage: Eukaryota; Metazoa; Chordata; Actinopteri; Cichliformes; Cichlidae
Source: RefSeq, a predicted model, not a curated record